Nerophis lumbriciformis (worm pipefish) is the source of this 1137-nucleotide messenger RNA. NCBI's taxonomy places the organism in Eukaryota, Metazoa, Chordata, Actinopteri, Syngnathiformes, Syngnathidae. The record is from RefSeq and is a predicted model, not a curated record.
AUGGGCUCUGGCCGGACGCUGAAGUUAGCGGUGUGCGAGGCGCUUCAGUUCGCCGGUCUCUGCGUGCCGCUUUUCGUGGUCAUGCAGCGCUUUGCCACCAUCGUGGCCAAGGUUCAAGGCGGGGGCGCCAUUGGCGGGGUCUACUGGCUCAUCGUGGCCUUGUCGGUAGCCUACGUGACAUCGAUUGCUCUCCUAAUUUGGGUCCCUUUAAAGUAUUUAGUGUUUGCUAAGAAGAGUUUUCUGGUCGGGAGGAAGAAGUGGAGGCCCGUCGCCCUUGUUUUUGUGAUCCUCUCCACAAUGCCGUGCUUCGCUUUCCUCAUCGCUAGCUCCGAGAUCCAGAUCCACAACAAACUCCGUCACGACACGUUCGCCGAGUUGCCCGUGUCGCUUAUCCUUUUCUCUCUUAUCUGCAUGGACGUGGUGGAAAGGAUACGCCACUGCAGGUUGACGGGACAGGAUAACGUGAUGUCAAGAGAUCCUGACAUCCCUUCUUCGGUGUUGACACACGUGGAGCAGGUCACCCCCCUCACUCCUGUUGUUCCAGGAUCUAGAAUAGCCGGUCCGGGCAUACCUGGGCAAGUUAUGGGUUCCCCCGCAGUGGGGACAACAGGUCACCGAGUGGUUGACAGAACCCAUAGUGGUCCCAACCUUAGACUGGAACCCAAUGGCAAUGUUUCGAGAAUACCCGGAAAUGUCGGAAGAGAAUUUAUCAUCUCUGAAGCAGCUACCCGUGCGGCGCACCCGCACUCCGGCCCACUCCGGUUCCUGUGGGCUAGCGACGCCCGUGCCGACGUUAUCGUAGAUGGCUUCAUGUUCUGGAUGGACACGGCGGAAAUGACACGAGUGGCGUCCCAUCCACUAGUCUGCUACUCGGGCUGGGUGUGCCCCAUUUACGUCUUCUGCUGCCUGUCCUUACUCCGGGUGGCGGUUGCGCCUCACGACCCGUUGCUGUCCUCGCUGGGGGUCAUCCUCCAGGAUCUUCCCUUCCUUUUCGUGCGAGUCGGUUUGCUAGCUUUCUUCGGUUUGGUCACGCCACUGCUCUACUUGCUCAAGAAUCUGCUGGUGUGCUUGGCUUUCAUCUACUUUAACUUCAUGACCAAGCUUAGGAUCUUCAAUACACAGAGGAUGUACUUGUAA